Lolium perenne is the source of this 1411-nucleotide messenger RNA. NCBI's taxonomy places the organism in Eukaryota, Viridiplantae, Streptophyta, Magnoliopsida, Poales, Poaceae. The record is from RefSeq and is a predicted model, not a curated record.
AUGGUGGAGACGAAGGUGGAGGCGCUGCGCUUUUCUCCAAGGCGGCGGCCGCCAAAAGCAUCACCAGCCGAUUUCUUCAAGCCGGAGGACAACACCAUGGAAUCGUCAGCAGAGUUCGCUAAGCCGGUUUACCUUGUGGCGGUCCUCGCGGACGAACAAUCGGCCUACUCUAUUCUCAAGAUCGACGCCGGCGGCGGCGACGGCGAGCCGCCUCGCGCCCGCGUCGUUGCUAGGCUUCCUGGCGAGGAGCGCGGCAUGUCUUUCGUUGCCGCGCAUUCGAAGCACGGUUCCUGGAUCGUCGGCGUCGGUGGCGGUCCAAGUGCGGCCACCGUCAUCUUUGAGCCGAGCACAUUGAAGACGAUCAAGGGCCAUCGGCUCAGGUACCCCAAGCACGAACCCGUCCUGAUCUCCCACGGCGGCGAGGUGUACGCCAUCUCACGCCGCCCCCGGGUGGUGCCCCGCAUCGACAACGAGCCAUGGUUCGAAUCCCUCAGCUUCAACGAGGGUGUCCCCUCCGGGGACCGCGGCGUUUUGCCCUGGACUAUGCUGCCACCACCACCCUUCUUCCCUGCCAGGUUGAACCCUCAUCAGUUUCGCAAUCCACCCGAAAUUACAGUCACAUCCUAUGCGGCCAUGGACUCCUACGUCUUGCUUUCCCCGCAGCAAGAACUGACGGUGGGCGCUUACGCCUUCCAUGUGGUGAACAAAACAUGGGAGAAGGUCCACAACAAGAACCUGCCUUUCGUUGGCCAGGCAGUGCCCCUUGGUGGUGGUGCCGGUGACCUCUUCGCCGCCUGCCCCGUAUCCAAGAACGGCGUCGCCGCCUCUGCCUCCGUGUUCCGCAUGUCCAUCGACCUCUCCUCCUCCAGCACUCCCUCGCUGUCGAUCCAAGAGUUCCCGGUGGCAACAUCAGAGGACAAGAUUCCAUGGCCACUUUUCUGCCCUCUGGGAGAGGGCAGCUUCUGUUCCAUCAGAUUAGGAUCUGUCCGUCCAAGCCGUCGCAAAGCCAACUGCCUGAAGAAGGUUCAGGUUAUCUUGACCACCUUUCAGAUGGAGAACUUUGAGGCUAUCUUUAUGGCCCGCCAGUCCCAGGGUGUGAAGGCUAAGGAUCUGCCAGAUGCAGCACGAGUGCAGGAACAGGGUCAUACUUGCAAAUUUAAGGGCCGAAAACGUUUGUUGGAAUGUGACAUGCCUCUGGUUGCUGCCCUGUCCAUGAUCACGGAAAAUAUUGAGCUGUUUGAGGAAGACGCGACCUGUACAAUAGCAAGUCGUCCUACUGAAAGCUCCAUCUUCGAAGCACCAGUAAUUUAUGGCUAAGCAGUUGUAUCUUUCCCACCUCAGGAUGAGGCCAUCUCUGUGUGCUAUCUGUGAAUCGAGUUUCAGUUUAUAUGAAUGUUACUAUUUAGUGUUA